GUACACAGUAGCCCUGCACGAUUUGUGUCUGUCAAUGGAAUGUCAGUACAUUUACUUUGCCAAACGAAACUAGGUAGCCGACGCGUCGGUACAGACGCCGUACGUUUCCUCUAUUCUUCGUAUGUCAUCUCGGUUCAAACACUGCCCAUCCUAAAACGCGACAGUCGCUCAAGUUCACGUGUAUUGGAUGUCUGCUCAAAUCGAAUUCGUGAACGAAAGCCACAUUUGAUCGGAUGUUUGGAUCAGCAUGGCGGACACGACGGGGCAGCAGGUUGCAGCAAGCGUUCCUGCAGUACGCAGCUUCUCAAUGAAGCGUGUUCUCACAUUGCUUACUCUUUUGUCACAGAAUGCAAGAAUGACCUCAUAGUGGAGAUGGCAAGUAAGAGGAUGGCUAUUCCUGAUAUCAUAGAAAGUUCGGAGCCGACUACAAAUGACGAAGUGGUUGCAGAGAUGCCUUCGAAAGACCCCAAGCUUCAAAAGGAGAACAAAAAAGAAGCACAAAAGAGACAGCUGAAGGAAUUAGUGAAGAAAAGGCAGACCCUGAAAGACUCGUCUGAAAGCAGUGAUGAACACAACGAUCUUGUACCAAGGAAGAAGCUGCUUCUCGAGAAGGAGAAGAGGAAACAGCUGGAAGAAGACAACAGAGCUCUCAGAAAGGAACUUGACGCAGAGCGAAAGCUCUGCAGGAAGCUCCAAGAGGCACUGCUGGAAAAGCGUGAUGUGUCAUAUUCGACCGUGCUUACUGCAGGCACCUCGUCUGUAGCCAGGAUCGAGAGUGCACCAAGUGGCGCAUCCUCAUCAUACUCGUUACCUUACGAAGACUGUGAGUUAAUGGUAAGUUAUGCAGCAGUCGUGAUUAGUUUCAUCAUCUUUUAAAAUGCUGAACUGAUUUUUUAGUAUAGGGAACCUAGUCCUGGAACAGUUAGCCACUCUGUUGAACAGAGUCAAGAGCCAGAGCAGCCGCUUACAUCACCUGUGCAUAUGACCAGCAUAACAUUGCAGGAACAGCUGGCUGCGCACUCUCAGAGCACGGGCACUUCAGACGGGCUUCUUCGGGCAUCUUCACAUCCCACUGCUGACCCUGGGAGCUGCCAGGGGCCUAUUGAACCACGCCUUUUAAGUGUACCACACUCAGUUUUGAAUAGUCAGAAUUUGGAACUCAUUGACCCAGUCAGUAGUGACCAGGACUGAUAACACUGCUGGGCAAGUACCAGAUGAGGGUGCUCAAGGCUGUUCGACAGAGCACCAAUCGCGGCCUGUCAAUCGUGAGGCAAGGCGUGCCAAGGUCAAUAGUCGCACCCCGCGACCAUUUUUGGGGCGGUCCUGUGCCAAGAGUACCCCAACUCGGCCAAACUUAGAUAUUGCUGGCAG
This is a messenger RNA of Ornithodoros turicata, 1371 nucleotides long. RefSeq lists its product as uncharacterized. The transcript has 7 exons. The coding region runs from base 40 to 876 and encodes 278 amino acids. The record is from RefSeq and is a predicted model, not a curated record. Lineage: Eukaryota; Metazoa; Arthropoda; Arachnida; Ixodida; Argasidae.